Molecule: messenger RNA, 1783 nt
Organism: Phalacrocorax carbo (great cormorant)
Lineage: Eukaryota; Metazoa; Chordata; Aves; Suliformes; Phalacrocoracidae
Source: RefSeq, a predicted model, not a curated record
GCGCGGCGGGGCCGGGCGCGGCGGCAGCGGCGGGGCCGGGCCCGGGCCCGGGAUGGAGCCGGGGCUGGAGCGCUGGGCGUACGGCGCGCUGUGGGCGGCGCUGGCCGGCAGCCUGGCGCUGCGGGCGGCUCGGAGGGCCCUGGGGCCGGGCCGGGGGCUGGUGCUGCCUCUGGCGCUGCUGGCUGGGCUGCAGAGCCUGUGCCGAGCCUGCCUGCCGCUGCCCCUGGGGCUCGCCCUGGCCGCAGCUGCCGCCUGCCUGCUGCUGUGGCGGGCAUCGCCCCGCAGGCUGCUGCCGGUGGCGAGCAGAGCCGUGCUGGUUACAGGGCUCCACUCGGCUUUUGCAGGCUGUGACUCGGGCUUCGGGCAGGCAACAGCACAGCACUUGGACGCCAUGGGCUUUCGGGUGUUUGCCAGUGUUCUGGACCCUCAGGGUCCUGGUGCCCAGGAGCUGCGCAGGAGCUGCUCGCCAAGCCUGACGCUGCUGCAGAUGGACCUGACCAAGCCAGAGGACAUCCAGCAUGUCCUGCAGCACAUCCAGGCCCAUACCAACAGCACAGGACUCUGGGGCCUGGUGAACAAUGCCGGCUUCAACGACACCAUUGCUGACGCUGAGCUCUCACCGCUGGGCAAGUUUCGCACCUGCAUGGAGGUGAACUUCUUUGGUUCGCUGGAGCUCACCAAGGGACUGCUGCCCCUGCUCCGCUCUGCCGGCGGCCGCAUUGUCACAGUGAGCAGCCCUGCGGGUGACCUGCCCUUCCCCUGCUUGGCAGCCUAUGGGACCUCAAAGGCAGCCCUCAGCCUGCUCAUGGACACCUUCCGCAGCGAGCUCCAGCCCUGGGGUGUCAAAGUCAGCCUCGUCCUACCUGGCUACUACAAAACAGGGACUACAUGCAACCCUGCCUUCUGGAACCAGCAGAAGCAGCGGCUGGUGGCUAGCUUGCCCCAGGAGCUGCUGCAGGCCUAUGGUGAGGACUAUGUGGAAGAGAUCAACCGCCAGUUCAUACAGUUCAUGAAGGUGGCAGCGGAGGACCUCAGCGCAGUGGUGAACAGCAUCACAGACGGGCUCCUGGCUGCCAACCCAGCCGUGCGCUACUACCCAGGGCAGGGCCUUGGGCUCAUGUAUUUCAUACACCGCUACCUGCCCUAUUUUGUCCAAGACUUGUUCUUGAAAGGAUUUUUCAUCAACCCCAAGCUGCCCCGAGCGCUGCGUCGAGGGGACCACAACGACACGAAGGCAGCCUGACCUCAGCCCACACGCUGUCGCAGGGCAGGAGCCAGCCUUCUCCCAGGAUUUCCAGGCACACCAGCCCCCGAGCACAUGCGCACCUGCUGGCAUCAUCCUCCUGCACCGUGGGGGAACAAUCAGCACUAGAUGUUAAAAACCAAAUUGCUUUUGAAAAUCAAGCAGAUCUAUUUUCUAUUGUGCAAGAAUCAACAUUUUCUAGAGACCUUGUUUUUGUAUUUUUUCUAAACAUGCAUCCUCCAAGGGGGCAGCCCCUGCCUGACUCUGUAGCUCUGUACCAGAGGCUGGGAUGUACCUCUAGUGUUUCUCAGCUACCAAACAUCUUCCUCACUGCUGUCAGAGUUGCAAGCAUUUGUCUCCAUCUCCUCUUGGCUGAGUCAGGCCUGGGACCCUGUGGCCACUGCCAUGCCAGCCCCUGCCCUUCAUUACACACUCCAUGUACUCCUGGCAAGCAGAGGAGCCAAGGCCAGGCUGCAGAGCUCUUCAUGAGAUGAACUACAUGAUUAUUGCUUUUUAAAUAAAUCUGUUCUUGACAUGCCA